Messenger RNA from Onychostoma macrolepis, 7065 nucleotides. RefSeq names its product phosphatidylinositol-4-phosphate 3-kinase, catalytic subunit type 2 beta (gene pik3c2b). The transcript is spliced from 33 exons. Gene Ontology annotation, cellular component: phosphatidylinositol 3-kinase complex; plasma membrane; cytoplasm. The record is from RefSeq and is a predicted model, not a curated record. Lineage: Eukaryota; Metazoa; Chordata; Actinopteri; Cypriniformes; Cyprinidae. Gene Ontology annotation, molecular function: 1-phosphatidylinositol-4-phosphate 3-kinase activity; phosphatidylinositol binding; 1-phosphatidylinositol-3-kinase activity. Gene Ontology annotation, biological process: cell migration; phosphatidylinositol-3-phosphate biosynthetic process; phosphatidylinositol-mediated signaling. The coding region runs from base 360 to 5123 and encodes 1587 amino acids.
CUGGCUGAGCUUUGAAGCCGAAAUCCACAGCGCAAGUCGCCAAUCAAACAACCCGGUCAGAUAAACAGAAGAGAAAGAGCGAGGGAGGACAGAGCGUGCGUCUCAUAUGGAUUAACAGAGACGCGCUCGUGAUUUGGCCCUGAUCAAUUCACGAUUUUCUGCUAGUAGACACCGGAAACGGCUGCCUGAUCACCAUCUAUCAAAGAACAACGAUUAAGCCUGAGAAUAAACGAAAGGGACUAUGACACAGGCGCUCAAAAGGCCGUGCACACGAGCCAAAUGAACCGAUUGUGCAACUCGUAGUGCCAACCAGCUCCUUUCUGCAUUCCUUCUGUGCACUGCAGCACCCUUACAGGAACAUGUCUGCGGCGCAGACUCAGAAUGACCGGGAGCAGCGUUGGGGUUGUCUGGAAUCGCUCGGCCUCAGCCAGAGGGAGCUGGUCCUAGCGGAGGCCCUGCAGAUGGAGUAUGACGCCCUUGCCCGCCACCGACAGGACAAGGGACCAGCAAAUACACUACCUCCUGAAACCAGCAAGUCAUCAUCACCCGCGAGGAGCGAGCCCUCCAUGCCAAGACGUGUUCCCAGUCCUCCUUGGAAUAAUUUGCAGCAGGGUGUUUCUGGAUCUGACCCCAUGCUCAACCACAUUCAACCCGGAGUGUCGAACUUAUCGCGAUCCAGCGGCGAGUCUCACGGAUUUAGUAAGGAGCCUCGUUACAUCCUGGACGAAUGGGAAAGUGAUUUCGAAGGAACAGCGCAGAUGUUGUCAAAAGGGCUGCCAUCUCUAGAUGAGCCUCCGCCACCAGUACCGCCCAGAAAUCCCAUCCCCCAGAACGAUCCGUUCAUUGUACAUCGAAGCUCAGCCCCACGGGAUGUCAACUUGUUCACUCCUGAGGUGGACCAGCCCAAGCUUUCCUUUGGAGACACCCUGAACUAUGAUAACCUCAAUGACUCCCUGAGCAAGCUAAAUGGGGAUUGGCUGUCACCUAAUAGAAGCCGGAGAGUAAAUGGGGACAAAUCAGGGAAGGCAGUAGCUCGCAGUAACACCCUUCCUCCUCAGGUUCCUCCUCGCACCUAUCUUCCAGCGCAGAAGAGUACUAGAAGCCAACGCAGAGUAUCAGUUGAUCCAGUAUCUCUGGGGUCCAGGCCAAAUGGAUUUGGUUAUGAGCUGUUUCAGGUGUCUGAAGAGAGAGAUGAAGAAGUGGCGGGCUUCUGUCAUGUACUUGACUUGCUACGAUCGGCGUACCCAUGCAAUGACUACUCAAAAAAUGCAGGCUUUGUUUGGAGUCCGUGUGUGGCACAAGAUGAACUGCAGCAGGGCCUGGGGGUCAGCAUAAAGGUCACGGUUUAUAGUGACCACUUCAGAGAACCGCUCACAUUCUCUUGUGAUGGAUCGUCAACCAUAGACCUGCUGAUUUAUCAGACACUCUGCUACACCCAUGAUGACCUGGAUAUGAUUGACGUGGAUGACUACCUGAUGAAAAUCUGUGGCCAGGCAGAGUUCCUCAAAAACAACCAGACUCUGGCGAGCUUCGAGUACAUCCAGCAGUGUCUGAAGUUUGACUGGGACAUUCAACUCACUCUUACCAAACGGAGUUCUGUCAACAUGGAGCUCGCCCGAACGACAGAGGAUGAUGAUACUCUAUCCACCAUGAACCACAGUAUUCUACUACAAGAGAGGCCAAUCAAACAGACUGUGACCAGGGAGGCACUGACUCUUCUCCUGGAUACCUUUCACAAUGAGGCUGAGUCUUUCCUUUUAUCGGAGGUUGAGCUGCCGUUGCAUGUGGAGCGGUUAGUGCAGUCUGUGAAGGCCUUGUGUACUUCUCUAGCAGCUGUAGAAACACCUGACAUCACUGCUGCCUUAAACCAGCUGCCAGCUUGCCCAUGCAGACUACAGCCUAAAGUGCAGAAGGAUGUCAGUGUCUUGGCGAAGAGAGAAAACAGAGUGGCAAUUGUGGAGAAGUUGACUGCAGCCAUCUUGGAUCUUGUGGAGCUGUACUGCAGCACUUUCAAUGCUAAUUUCCACACCAUGCCACACAGUAGCAGAUCCACAGCCCCCAUACAGGAAGCUGGCAUGGUCACCAACGUGCUUUCCUUCAGCGUUUACGCAGCUCAUCGCAUCCCUAUCACAUGGGCUGCCAGCUAUGAAAAUUUCUUCCUGUCCUGUUCUCUCACCCAUGGUGGAGUGGAGCUUUGUGCCCCCCAGCACACCAGUAAACAGUCGGUCAGCAAAUAUCUCUUCCACCUGGUGGUGUGGGACCAGAGAGUUUGCUUCCCCAUCCAGAUCAAUCAGUUACCAAGGGAGUCACAACUGAAUGUGACGCUAUAUGCCAUCCCUCUACCACCCCCUGGAGGUGCGGAGGAAAAGAGCAAGCAGAAACGCAGCAUUGAGGCUUUGGGUUGGGUCACCAUGCCCUUAUUCAACUUCAGACAUGUUCUGACGUGUGGGAGGAAGCUUCUGGGUCUCUGGCCUUCAACCCCUGGCAGUGGAAACGCUCGUUCCAGUACACCCAACUUCAGCCAGCCAGACAGCGUCAUCCUUCAGGUGGACUUUCCCACUUCUUCUUUCGAAGUGCGCUUCAGCACCCCCGCUCCUGCAGAAUUCAGCCCCCAGUACGAGUUCUCCCGUCUGGACCAGCUCAGCCAGAGGCAGCUUCAUGAUGUCUUGCACAAGAAGUCCCUUUUCUGGUUGACUCCAGAGGACCGGCGUCUUUUGUGGGAGAAGCGUUAUUUCUGCCACGUGGAAGCCAGUCGUCUGCCGCUGGUCCUGGCCAGCGCGCCCAGCUGGGAGUGGGCAUGUCUGCCUGACAUCUAUGCCCUGCUCCGACAGUGGGGAUGCAUGAACCACCUGGACACCCUAGGCCUGCUGAACGCCACGUUUCCAGAUCAGGAGUGCAGACGGACCGCGGUACAGUGGAUGGACUCAAUCUCUGAUCCUGAGCUUUUGGAUUUCCUUCCUCAGUUAGUGCAGGCGCUGAAGUACGAGUGUUAUCUGGACAGUCACCUGGUGCGUUUUCUGCUUAGGAGGGCCAUCGGUGAUGUGCGCAUUGCUCACUACCUCUUCUGGUUGCUGAAAGAUACUCUUCAGGAUUCUCAGUUUAGUGUGAGGUAUCAGUAUCUGCUGGCGGCUCUUCUCUGCUGCUCUGGUCGUGGUUUGAGGGAUGAGUUUGAUAGGCAAUGCUGGCUGGUUAACAUUCUGGCUAAAGUGGCCCAGCGAGUUAGAGACUCUUCACCUUCAUCCAGACAGGCUAUUCUCCGAGAGGGGAUGGAGGAGGUCAAAGAGUUCUUCUCUAUAAACAGCACCUGUCGACUUCCCCUGAACCCAGGCCUGUUCGUCAAGGGCAUCAACAUACAGUCUUGCUCCUACUUCAACUCUAAUGCAGUUCCCCUCAAGCUCUCGUUCCAGAAUCAGGAUCCUUUAGGAGACAACAUCAACGUCAUCUUUAAGUCUGGAGAUGACCUGCGGCAGGACAUGCUGACGCUGCAGAUCAUUCGGAUCAUGAAUAAGAUCUGGAUCCAAGAGGGGCUUGAUAUGAGGAUGGUGAUCUUCCGCUGCUUCUCUACUGGACGAGGCAGAGGCAUGGUAGAGAUGAUUCCCAAUGCAGAAACCCUGAGGAAGAUCCAAGUUGAGCAUGGAGUGACUGGUUCCUUCAAAGACCGGCCUUUGGCAGACUGGCUGCAGAAACACAACCCCACUGAGGAUGAGUAUGAAAAGGCAGUGGAAAACUUCAUCUAUUCAUGCGCAGGUUGUUGUGUGGCCACGUACAUUCUAGGAAUCUGCGACCGCCACAAUGACAACAUCAUGUUGAAGACCAGCGGACACAUGUUCCAUAUUGACUUCGGCAAGUUCCUGGGGCACGCACAGAUGUUUGGCAACAUCAAACGGGACCGGGCUCCUUUUGUGUUUACAUCUGACAUGGCGUAUGUCAUCAAUGGAGGUGACAAGCCAUCCAGCCGUUUCCAUGACUUUGUAGACUUGUGUUGUGAAGCCUACAAUCUGAUUAGGAAACAUGCACAUUUAUUUCUCAACCUGCUUGGCCUGAUGCUCUCCAGUGGGAUACCAGAGCUGUCUGAUGUGGAUGAUCUGAAAUAUGUUUAUGAUGCUCUGAGACCACAUGAAUCAGAAGCAGAUGCCACCAUGCACUUCACCAGGCUCAUCGAAUCCAGUCUUGGCAGUGUGGCUACUAAACUCAACUUCUUCAUCCAUAACCUGGCCCAAAUGAAGUUUGCAUCCUCUGAGGAGCGUCCCGUUCUGUCAUUUGCUCCACGCGUCUACACUCCAAAGAGUGAUGGAGUUAUUCGCAGCCUGUUUGUUUGCAGACACAUCAAAACCUAUACUCCAAGCAAAGGCUAUUCUUAUGUUGUGAAAGUGGAGCGGGAUGGUCAACAGGGGUCAACUUUAGUCCAAAGGACUUUUGAGGAGUUCCAUGAACUUCACAGUAAACUGCAGCUCAUCUUCCCUUCCUCAAAACUACCCAGCUUCCCCAGCCGCUUUGUGAUUGGCCGGUCUCGAGGUGAGGCCCUGGCAGACAGAAGAAAAGAGGAGCUAAAUGGAUAUGUUUGGCACUUGAUCCAUGCUGCUCAAGAGGUGGCACAGUGUGAUCUGAUCUACACCUUCUUUCAUACUCUACCAAGAGAUGAACGGGCAGGAAGUGUAGGAACUGUUGUUAAUGCUCUCCAUAAUAAACCAGCAGAUGUGUCCUGGGCUCCUGUGCCCGGUACAGUGGCAGGUGAAGUGAAGCUCUCGAUUCUGUACAAGAGUGACAAGCUUUUCAUUAUGGUGAUGCACAUAAGAGGUUUGCAACCCUUGCAGGACGGAACAGAUCCUGAUCCGUACGUCAAAUUGUACCUCCUCCCAGACCCUCAGAAAACUAGCAAGAGGAAGACCAAGGCAGCCCGGCGAACAUGCAACCCCACUUACAAUGAGAUGCUGGUGUAUGACAAGAUUCCACGUGGUGAUUUGCAGCAGAGAACCAUUCACCUGCGGGUACUGAGCGAGGGUGCAUUCUGGGAGAACACCCUGCUGGGUGAAACCAUCAUCCAACUGAAGGACCUCACCCCGGGCCAUCGCUGGGUUGGCUGGCACCAGCUUGGCGCUAGAGGCUCUGACAUAAACCGUUAACACUUGUGUGGAAGUGAAGGAUUUUACUUGUGUCCUUCGGUGUGCAUGUGUUUGUGUCUGUCUUUGCUUAUGGGUCGGGAGUUGGAGAUGCCCAGCUGCUCAGAAGGCUGUUUCCCCCAGUGGGGGUUUGUGUUUGCUGAUUCUCCUACCCAGGAGACAUGUAGACUUGGUGAUGGAGUGUCAUCACUUGAUACUAUUCUGGUGGGGUACCGUGCACCACGUGAACCAGAUUCCGGAUUUAUAAAAAUGUUUCUUGGUGGACAAAAACCAUUUGGUGACACAAGGAUGGGCAGAAAGAAUAUUUAAAGAUGAACUGACUUCCAUGCGCCAUAUUUUUUUGGGGGCGGGGUUCUGGAAAAUUGCUGUCCAUGAAACUACUAAGCCCCAUUUGGUCUUCUUGAGAAUGCUAAUGGAAAUUUAAGUUAUUUUCUUUUUAAGAUGUUUCUCUAUUGCGGCUCAAUUUUGAGCUAUGUUGUGUCUUGUGACAUUAGUUAUGUCUCUUUGUAUCAGAUUUUGCAGAGAUUUACCUAGGAAUUAGUAGCGAGGGCCGCUUUUGUACUGUAAAGUUAGGUAAUUUCACAUUGGCUGUGGCAUUUACCUGAUCAUGAAAAAGGGAUGAACACUUGAUAGUCUCUGGCUUGAAAUUGUGGAAUUAACUUGCUCCAUAUAACCACUGCAGGAAAUGACAAACAGAACAGAGUGAAUGUAGAUUUUUGAUUAUGUAAACUAGGUGGGUGCAUAAAAACAAAACCAUGAAUUGCAUGUACAGUAUAUUGAACAAGAGAGACAAACCAUGAGGAAUAUGAAUUUCUUUGCAUAAGCCUCUAAAAUUUGUUUCUUUCCAAAAUGAUGGCACACUUUUAUAUGCAGGAAAGGCUUUAGAAGGGACUUGAUUUCAGGGUCAGUGAGUUUGCCUUGAAAUAUAAACACAACUCACAAGGAAAUUUCUGUUGAUUUUGCAUGCUGUGAAAUUUGCUACUGGAUAAAUAUUGCAUUUUUGCAUUUGUUUGUCAAGUACAUUGACCUCACAUUUUUCCAAGUUUUAUUGGUUAACUUUUUUUAAAGGAGGAAAGAAAUUAAAGCUUUAGACUGUAGUUCUGUCAGUAUUUCCAUUCCUCAUUGGUAUGUAAAACUGCAUGUAAAUUAAAUGCUAAAUAUACCAGAGUAGCUUUUUUCAAUUUGUGCUUAAAGAUUUUGAAUUCAGAUUUGCUUUACUUUGCACUCAGUUCACAGAAAGGGGAAAUUAAGUAAUUGGAAGUUACCUUAAAUUAUAUUUAAACUUAUUUCCAUAUACGUGUCCAAUUUAACCAUGUGGCAUUGAUGUUUGUGUUUAAAAAAAAAAAAAAAAAAAAAGGAAAACUAUGAAGAAAACUGAACCUUUCCACUCUUAACUGAAUUUAUAUAUUUAAAUCAAUAACCUACAAGUUGAAAGUGCAACCCUGUAUGUCGAGGUGCUCUAACAAUCCAGUAGCCUUAAGCAAACUUAGGUAUGACUAUCCAGGUCAAAGCAGUCCCUGUUCUGUAGCUUUUUCUAACCAGACAAACCAGCUCCAUUUCAGAUUUGAAGUACAUUUUCUAAAGUAUUGAUCUUUCUUUCAAAUGAUGAAUGGUUGUGUGUGUUGUAUGACCCCCCAAAUGGCACUGUUGUGUGAUGUUUAACCAUGGGAAAUGAUUGUAUGAUUGCAUGCCAACCCAUAACGGAAAGCUGUGUGUUUCAGAAAAGCUAUCUUUUUGUUGUGUAUGUGCAGAAGAGUUUGGAUUUAAAGGUAUAGAGUUUAUAUAACAGCAAUGGGGUUGGCAUAUUGUAAAUGUGAUUUAUGGAUUGUAAAUGGGCUUUAUCCUAUCAUAUUCAUUUUUAGACUAAAGGUUUAAUGUGUUUCUUCUAAUUUCAAACCAUGUUUUUAAACCUUAUUUGCACUUAAUAAAUGCACAGGGAAACUGA